Messenger RNA from Ostrea edulis (European flat oyster), 1130 nucleotides. Its product is annotated as replication factor C subunit 5-like. Gene Ontology annotation, molecular function: ATP binding; DNA binding; ATP hydrolysis activity. The transcript has 11 exons. NCBI's taxonomy places the organism in Eukaryota, Metazoa, Mollusca, Bivalvia, Ostreida, Ostreidae. Gene Ontology annotation, cellular component: nucleus; DNA replication factor C complex. Bases 37 to 1050 code for a protein of 337 amino acids. Gene Ontology annotation, biological process: DNA-templated DNA replication; DNA repair. The record is from RefSeq and is a predicted model, not a curated record.
UUGAACGAGAGUCAGAAAAAAAAAUUGCCGGGAAAAAUGUCAACAAAAGAAGAUACAGCUUCGACGGAGAGAAACAAUCCUAAUUUACCAUGGGUUGAGAAGUAUAGACCAAAGCAGUUAGACGAACUCAUAUCCCAUAAAGAGAUCAUUUCAACUAUUGACAAGUUUGUCCAAGAAAACAGACUACCUCACCUGUUGUUUUAUGGACCGCCCGGGACAGGAAAAACCAGCACCAUUUUAGCAGUUGCCAAACAAAUAUAUUCCCCAAAGGAAUUCAACUCCAUGGUUCUAGAGUUAAAUGCCUCAGAUGAUCGAGGAAUAGGGAUAGUUCGUGGACAGGUUCUGAGUUUUGCUAGCACAAGAACAAUCUUCAAAUCUGGGUUUAAGAUUGUGAUACUGGAUGAAGCUGAUGCCAUGACACGAGAUGCACAGAAUGCUUUACGGAGAGUGAUUGAGAAGUUCACAGAGAACACUCGUUUCUGUAUAAUCUGUAAUUACCUGUCCAAGAUCAUCCCAGCUCUUCAAUCACGGUGCACUCGCUUCAGAUUUGGUCCCCUGGGGACAGAUCAAAUGGUACCACGCUUACAGCAUGUCAUAGAUCAAGAAGGAUGUAAUGUGACAGAAGAUGGAAUGAAAGCACUAGCUACCUUGGCCAAUGGUGAUAUGAGAAAAGCCCUAAAUAUUCUUCAAAGUACACACAUGGCACAUGAUGUGGUGGAUGAGGAUAACGUGUACACAUGUGUUGGACACCCGCUCAGACGAGACAUAGAAAAUAUCAUCAACUGGGUCCUCAAUGAAAGCUUCACCACAUCCUAUAACAAUAUCCUGGAAAUGAAGACAGAAAAGGGCUUGGCUCUACAAGACAUACUCACUGAAGUUCAUACCUAUGUACAUAGACUUGAUUUACCAAUAAGUGUUAAAAUUCAUCUUCUUGACAAAAUGGCAGAAGUAGAGCACAGACUAGCUUCUGGUACCAACGAAAAGAUACAACUGAGUUCUUUGAUUGCUGCCUUCCAAGUGGCCCGAGACCUCAUCGUGCAAGAAGCGUGACUUUUGUUACAUGUGACUGUUGAUAGUGAUCAAAUGUAUGUGAAUCUUGAUUUUUAUAUCAUAAUAAAUUGCUUAAGUUU